This is a messenger RNA of Penicillium salamii, 396 nucleotides long. NCBI's taxonomy places the organism in Eukaryota, Fungi, Ascomycota, Eurotiomycetes, Eurotiales, Aspergillaceae. The record is from the annotation of a GenBank genome assembly.
AUGAUUACAACCUCAAGUAUUAGGAGAGCCCUGGUAGCGACAGGUUGGUCCAAAAAGGCAACGCGGCAACGAGCUAAAGAGCAAAACGCAGACUUGAGAGACUACUACCUACACAAUUUAUCGGAAUUUCAGUCGUAUCACCUGAUAUAUGUUGAUGAAUCGGGAUGUGAUAAACGGGUCGGAUUCAGGCGCACCGGUUGGGCACCUCUUGGCAAAGCUCCUCUGCAAGUAACACAGUUCCACCGUGACCAGCGAUAUCAAAUACUACCUGCGUAUACUCAAGAUGGAAUCCUCCUCUCGCGUGUAUUCCGCGGCUCUACAGAUGCUACUGUGUUCGAGGGCUUUAUAGCACAGCUUCUCCAGCAUUGCGGAAGAGCGACUUCUACAAAUGUGUGA